Molecule: messenger RNA, 3692 nt
Organism: Chrysemys picta bellii (western painted turtle)
Lineage: Eukaryota; Metazoa; Chordata; Testudines; Emydidae
Gene: BCAR1
Product: BCAR1 scaffold protein, Cas family member
Biological process (GO): cell surface receptor protein tyrosine kinase signaling pathway; cell migration
Cellular component (GO): cytoplasm; plasma membrane; focal adhesion
Molecular function (GO): protein binding
Source: RefSeq, a predicted model, not a curated record
CUAGCCAGCCCGGCGCUAGCGGCCAGUCGGCCGAGGGAGCGCUGGGGUGCGGAGUUGCCGAGCCGUGCCGUGCCGCCUGGGCCCGCGGGACGAUGCGUUGACGGACAGCUUGCGCCGGGAUCGCGGCUGUGCAGCCGGCGGGGCCCUGCUGGGGCCUCCCGAGGAAGAUGAACUACCUGAACGUGCUGGCCAAGGCGCUGUACGACAACGUGUCCGAGUCCCCGGAUGAGCUCUCCUUCCGUAAGGGUGACAUCAUGACAGUGCUGGAGCGCAACACGCAGGGCCUGGAUGGCUGGUGGCUCUGCUCGCUGCAUGGGCGCCAGGGCAUUGUGCCCGGCAACCGCCUGAAGAUCCUGGUGGGCAUGUAUGACAAAAAGCAGCAGGCAGGGCCUGGCCAAGGGCAGCCACCCUCCCACCAGCACCCGCUGCACCCCACCGCCCGGCCGCCAGGGGACAGCAUCUACCUGAUCCCAGCCCCAAGCAAGGGGCAGCCGGGCCUCUACCCAGGCUCUGCGCCAGGGGCGCCCUUCCCCUCACCUCCGGCCAAGCAGCCGCUGACGUAUCCAAAGCAGCCGCCGCCCCACACCUGCCAGGACAUCUACCAGGUGCCUCCGUCGCUGAGCCACACCCCGGAUAUCUCCACCAGCCCCCCGCAGGAGAUCUACCAGGUGCCCCCAGCUGCGGGGCUGGGCCAGGACAUCUACCAGGUGCCACCGUCCUUGGACAUGAGGAGCUGGGAAGGGCCGAAGCCCCAGGGAAAGGUAGUGGUGCCCACCCGCGUGGGGCAGGUCUACAUCUACGACUCACCCAAAGGCGAGCAGGACGAGUAUGACAUCCCACGGCACCUCCUCGCCUCCGGGCCCCAGGAGAUCUACGACGUGCCCCCCAUCCGGGGCAUGCUUUCCAGCCAGUACAGCCAGGAGGUCUAUGACACCCCCCCAAUGGCAGUGAAGGGCCCCACCGGCCGGGAGCCCGGCCAGGAGAUCUACGACGUGCCCCCCAGCGUGGAGAAGGCCCUGCACCAGGCUCCCCAAACUGUGUAUGACGUCCCCCCAUCCGUGAGCAAGGACGUCCCGGACGGCCCCUUCCAAGAGGAGACCUAUGACGUGCCCCCUGCCUUUGCCAAGCCAAAGGCGCUGGACCUGCCCCGGCACCCAGCGGAGCCGGCCCUGCCCGAGGACGUGUACGACGUGCCACCGGCGGCGGGGAAGGGCGCCCCCGAGGCCCCCUUCCCACAGGAGAUCUAUGACGUGCUGCCCGGCCUGCGGAAGCUGGUGGGGCCCGCGCAGGAUGUGUACGAUGUGCCCCGGGAGCUGCACGCUGGCAGCCUGGAUGCUGAGGGCGAGUAUAUCUAUGACGUGCCGCCGCAGGUGGACCGGGAGGCCAGGGCUGGCGAUGCCAAGCGCCUCUCAGCCUCCAGCACGGGCAGCACCCGCAGCAACGUCUCCAGCUCCUCGCUGGACGUGGGGCCGGGCAAGGAUGCGCCCAAGGAGCUGGGCCUGGGCCUGGACCUGGACGCGGCCAUGGAGCUGUUGGCCCGGCUGCAGCACCACAUCAGCGGUUCCGUCUCCUACCUCAUGUCCUUCAUCAGCACUGGCUGGCGCAGCCCGGAGCAGCUGGAGCAACAUGCGCCCAGCCUCCGGGCGGCGGCCGAGGGCAUCAAGGGGGCGCUGCGGGACCUGCUGGAGUUCGCCCGCGGGGCCGUGGGCAACGCGGCCCAGGCCUCCGACCGCGCCCUGCACACCAAGCUUAGCAAGCAGCUGCAGAAGAUGGAGGACGUGUAUCAGGCCCUGCUGCGGCACAGCCAGGCGCUGGAUGGCUGUGGCUGGGCCCCUGGUGCCCUGGCGGCCGGCAAGCCGGGCGGCACCGACGACCUGGACCGCCUGGUGAUGUAUUCACGGGGCAUCCCUGACGACACCAAGCAGCUGGCAUCCUUCCUGCACGGCAACGCCUCCCUGCUUUUCAGACGGGGUAAGCUGCCGGCGGACGGCCCGGACACUAGUCUGCUCCUUGCCAGCCACCUCCCGCCGGUGCCCGCCGACAAGGCCAGUAGCAUCCAGUCACGGCCCCUGCCCUCCCCACCCAAGUUCCUGGCGCAGGACUCGCCCGACGGGCCGUACGAGAACAGUGAAAGCGGCUGGAUGGAAGACUACGACUACGUGCACCUGCAGGGCAAGGAGGAGUUUGAGAAAACCCAGAAGGAGCUGCUGGAAAAAGGCAACAUCAUGCGGCAGGGCAAGGGGCAGCUGGAGCAGCAGCAGCUGAAGCAGUUUGAGCGGCUGGAGCAGGAGGUCACACGCCCCAUCGACAACGACCUCUCCAGCUGGACGCCGCCGCAGCACUACGCCCAGGUGCGGGGCAGCAGCACCCUGUGCCCCUCCGACCACCAGCUGCUGCUCUUCUACCUGGAGCAGUGCGAGGCCAACCUCACCACGCUCACCAACGCCGUGGACGCCUUCUUUACCGCCGUGGGCACCAACCAGCCACCCAAGAUCUUCGUGGCCCACAGCAAGUUCGUCAUCCUCAGCGCCCACAAGCUGGUGUUCAUCGGCGACACCCUGUCACGCCAAGCCCGGGCGCAGGACGUGCGCCACAAGGUCACCCACUACAGCAACCUGCUGUGUGACAUGCUCAAGGAGAUCGUGGUGACCACCAAGGCCGCCGCCCUCCACUACCCGUCCCCCUCCGCUGCCAAGGACAUGGUGGAGCGGGUCAAAGACCUGGCCAGCAGCACACAGCAGUUCAGGAUGGUGCUGGGGCAGCUGGCGGCCAUGUGACGGCCUCACCAGCACACACCACGCUGGGAACUGCUCAGAGAGAUCAGUCUACUAGUAACGACUGCCUCUGCACAGCAGAGCAGGAGACGAGUGUAAAUGGGCUUGUAAAUAUUUAAAGACUCCCAUUGGGCGCGGGGGGUAGAGGCGGGGCACAAGUGACAGUGCUGGGCUCCUGUUCGCUCUCCCCCUUUCCCCCGAAGAGCAAGGUAGUUUUUAGGCCGCGCUGGCAAUUCGUUAAGGGCGCUUUGAGGUGAAAGGCUGGAGAGCCAGGAGAGAGGCUGUGGCCUCGGAAAGAAGAGGGGGCCCUGGGCUUCCCGUAAUGAAGCCAUAGAGGCAAAUUGUUGUUGUCCGUGAUGGAUUCAGAGCGCUUUAGGCCAGUGGGCGAUAUUUAAAAAAAGAACUCUAAUUUGAAUCGGAGCAAUGCAAUUAGAGCGGGCGCGAGCAAUCAAAGGGAAGUCCAGUAGUGUCAGCUGACAGUUAGGGGCAAGUGUGAUUUCCAUUGACUUUGGGGCCUGAUCUAAUUAAUGAGCUCUCUCUCUGCUAAUUGACAGCCGUUUAAUUGUGCAGAACGAAUCAAUCCAAUGGUAUCUGGGUGGAGAUGAAAAGGAAACUGACAGAGUCCAACGGGGGAAAGGUUUAUAUAAGUACAGUUAAACUGUAAGCUGGAGGAGUGUCUGUGUCCAUUGCCUGGCCUAACAGACAGCCCCUGGGGCCAGCAGGAUGGACGCAGGGAGGUGUGCCUCACCGUGGCAUGUCAUGGUUGGGUUUUGCUAAGAUCGGCUGUAGCAGUAAUGCGAAACGAAAUUGGUGCCUUGAAAUGUGGGGGUUCCCGGAUCUCUGGAGUACCUCACGGCCUGUAUGGAUACUCGUUGCUAUGGAGCCUGCUGGCAUGGCAGCAUAAAGGUUUGCCUAGAA